Molecule: messenger RNA, 423 nt
Organism: Pipistrellus nathusii (Nathusius's pipistrelle)
Lineage: Eukaryota; Metazoa; Chordata; Mammalia; Chiroptera; Vespertilionidae
Source: the annotation of a GenBank genome assembly
AUGGAAUUCCCCCUUGGGUCCCUGGAAACUACCAACUUCCGCCGAUUCACUCCAGAGUCCCUGGUGGAGAUUGAAAAGAGAAUUGCGGCCAAGCAGGCAGAAAAAAAAGCCAAAGGUAAGCAGAGUAAGCAGAAGCAGAAGCAGAAGCAAGACCAAGAGGAGAAGCCUCGGCCCCAGCUCGACUUGAAAGCUUGCAACCAGCUGCCCAAGUUCUAUGGUGAACUCCCGGCAGAGCUGAUCGGGGAGCCCCUGGAGGAUCUGGAUCCCUUCUACUCUGCACACAGGACAUUCAUGGUGCUGAACAAAGGGAGGACCAUUUCCCGGUUUAGUGCCACUCGGGCCCUGUGGCUAUUCAGUCCUUUCAACCCGAUCAGAAGAACAGCCAUCAAAGUGUCUGUCCACUCAUAUCCUUUGCACAGUUGA